AUACAUUAUUGUUGUGUGAGCUUUUAAAAGUGCUUACUAAUUAUGUACUUAAUCGAGUAUAUUUAAAUAUUCUUCUUUUAUUGUAUUUUGGUUAUUAGCUAAUGGUCUUGUUACCAAUGCUAUAAAUUUGUUUAAAUAAAUAAAACGAAGAAUGACAUUUUCGCUUCAAAAAUUAACUGAAUAGUUGAAUACUGAUCAAGUAAAAGUGUUCUGUGAUAGGUACCUUCUGAUUUAUAAUUAUUUAUGUUAUUUGUGCAGAAUAUUUGUUUGUUUUCGAGUGUUAAAAUGAAGCCGGAACCGGAAGCUCAAAGUAAUGGUGAACAACAAGUAACCGGUGAUGUUAUAGGCGAUACAGCCUACAGUGAGCGUUUUGUGUUGAAGAUUCUUUUAAAAUUAGCAAACUUAGACACGCUGAAAGAUGAAUUGCAAGAGCAAACAUUCGAAGAAGACCUUUGCACUCUUUGGGAUAUGACUGCAGAACGAGAUGUAGUUUUAUUUCUACUAAAACAUGACAUGCUAAACCUGCUUAGUUUUGCGUGGCCUAUUAUAGACAAUCCUAGAACAGUUGAGAUUUUAAUUGGUAUUAUUGCAAACAUGUGCUGCCAAAAGGAAGCAGUGGAAAAGCUAUUGAAUAUGAAUUCACUUGUGUCCAGUUUAUUAGAGUACAUAAAGACAGAUGAUAGCUUAUUACUAAUCCAAUUAUUAAGGCUAUUGAACUCGAGUAUAUUCUUAGCUACUGAAGAUAGUAUAUCUGUGUGGGUUAAAUUGUUUAUAAAUAGUGGCUAUUCUAACUCCUUAUACUACAUAUUAAAAAACUCUUCUAAUAAAGAUUUGCUUGUCAAUGCCUUAGAAAAUUUUAACACUAUAUGCACAUAUUGCAAUGUUGGCAAGUUUAGAACUGACUUUUUUGGCCAUUUUGUGAGUGUGGAAGCGCUUGAGUCUCUACUUACCGCAUUCAUUGAAGUAACAGAUACACAGAAAGACUCUUGUGAGAUAGAACAGUUAGAAAGAGUUCUACUUAUAAGCUUACAAAUCAUUCUGAAUUUGGUUGGCUUUGAUCGGUCUAAAGAGAUUUAUAGUGAUAAUAAAAAUGAAGUUAUAAAGAUCAUAUCUCAGGCAUUUAAGUAUUAUGAAAAUAAAUUAGUAAAUAUGAAAGAGAUUGACAUGGAUUUAGUUGAUAUUGUGGACUCUACAAUUUCUAUAACCGAUGUUAUGACUAUUCAUGAAAUGUGUAAUCCUGAUCAGUUUUACGUCCAGAGCUGUAAAAUGUGGAAGACAUUGCAUUGUAUGAGAGACUGCAGUAAAACUUCAGUCGAGUUAGAUGCAGAAGACUUAGAACAAGUCUCCUUGCAGUUGAAAGCUUCACUGUCAAAAUUAAUAUUUAUUUAUAUUGCAAAAUGUGGUGUUGAACAUUUACUUGACGCACUAGAUGAAGUUACAGAAUAUUACGAUGAAAUUUCAAGUCAGGUAGAAGAUGAAUCAGUGUUGGCUACUGUUUCAAGAAGAGUGUCUAGCUAUAGAACUAGAUUAAAAGAGUCUGUGGAUUGUUGAAAUUGUGCUAAAAUAUACUAAGCACUUAACAGCCUUUUAGCCAGCUAGUUAUAAUAAAGCUAUGAUUUAAGAACUUUAUUUCUCAGAAGAAUAUUACAAUAUUCACUUACAGAGAAAAUAUAUUCUAAUUACUAUAUUAUAUAAUAUGCGAGCCGUGAGAAUGUAACAAUAUCUAAAAUAUAUCGAUUAUUUUUUUCUUCUUUAACUAUAAAUAUUAACAGAGUAAGUAAAGUGGAAAAAAAAAACAGUAAACACACACUAGAUGAAACACUUAAAAAGAAAUAACUAU
Leptidea sinapis is the source of this 1840-nucleotide messenger RNA. RefSeq lists its product as uncharacterized. Lineage: Eukaryota; Metazoa; Arthropoda; Insecta; Lepidoptera; Pieridae. Bases 244 to 1551 code for a protein of 435 amino acids. The record is from RefSeq and is a predicted model, not a curated record. The transcript has a single exon.